AUGUCGCAAAUUGUUGCUUCAGUACAAAAUGACGGCAGAAUCCAAUUUGAUGGAUCCUUCAAACGUAUAUACUUACCUCAUAUGCAAUUAGUCAACAAAGAUGGCUCAUUUACGAUAAUGUCAUCCCAAGAUUUGCUUAACUUGAACCAGAAGUUAAGAUCUGGUCAGUUACAGGCGACAAGUCAGUAUCGAAUCAUUGGCCUCAACGGUUUCUCGUACAUUCUAUCUAACCAUCAAUUGCAACGAUUGGCAAAUCAUGAAGUCGCAGCAAUUCAUAACGCUCAGACCAUCGACCAACCAGGAUUUGGACACUUGUUCUUUUACAUUGAUAACAGUGGCACUCUUCAGAGUUUCGUCUACGAUUGGAAUUUGGACGAUGCUCUUGCGAGAGUUAGUCAAGAAGGUUACCCGAAUUCCCAGUCCCCCGAUUCUUACCAUCACAAUCGUUAUUCCUAUGCAUUAAAUAGGGAUGCUUCGCUUUAA
Cotesia congregata is the source of this 483-nucleotide messenger RNA. NCBI's taxonomy places the organism in Eukaryota, Metazoa, Arthropoda, Insecta, Hymenoptera, Braconidae. The record is from the annotation of a GenBank genome assembly.